UUGCGCAAACGAAAUACAGCGAACCACAUCAGUCAGUCAAACCUUCUCCUCCUCCUCCUCCCCUCCUCCUCAGGGUUCUCACACAGAGUAUCAGUGUUGAUCCUUUAGAUUUGUUUAAGUGUAGAGCUGCUCGGGUGGAAAUGUGACUCCGGUAGUGUGAAGCUGGGGAAGUUUAUUACCACUGUAAUCAGAGUUACUUGGGCACAUCGGAGCGCAGCUGGACAGAUCGGACACACUCAGAGGAUGGAGAACAGAGAAAGCAGCGAGGAUCUACUGCGGAUUGUAAGGGACCACUGAAAAGAAACACACAGAAAGAAUAAAAAGGAUUCAUACUUAUCUGAGGCAUCUCCAGUCAAGUUAUCAGUGGCUGAACUGGCUGGGAAGUUCAAAAGUCAUCCACUGCCAAUGCCAAGGAAUGACGAGAGAAAACCUGUUCAAAGGAGCCCUCCGUGUUCUUUGCAGUUACAUGACCAGAUGGAUAGUGAGAGUGAGAAGGAGAAAACAACUAUUCCACCUCAACCUCCCCCCAGGGCCAAGCUGAAGAAUUCUCCUCUCAUUGAGAAACUGCAGGCCAAUCCCAUAUUGUCACCUACUAUACUGCUCAACACAAAAAGUCUAGAAGGGAAGCAACCGGCUGCACCAUUCUGUCCCAUCAGCCUCUGCGGUCCCCAGAGUCCCACCCUGAGGCCCCCUCAGCAGCACGGUGCCAAUGAGGUGCCCAUCAGCUUCGAGCAACCAGCUGAGGGCACCACACUGCCCAACUUCAGCAAGAGUCGAGUCCGACUGUCUUUCAAGCGGCGACCACCCACUCGCCAGCACCGGAAGUCAGCAGGUGAAGAGGGGGCUCCAGACACACCUGAGGAAAACAGGUCUCCAUGUGAUCUGCACAGUCCCGAUAACGCUCCUGACAAGAAUGGCAAUACAAAGGAUGCACUGAAUGUUCCUCAGGAGGAGACACACGAGAGCCAGGAAGACUCCAAUCCUCUCAUUACUGUAGAAGACACAGAGCUGCAGGAAGAACACAAUGAUAUGAGCAAGGACAAUGAAGGGACUGAAGACACCGAAGAGGAGAACAAGGAAGAGGUAGCCGAGGAAAAGAGCUCAGGAAAUCCUGAAGCUUCGGACAACCAACAAGAGGAAAAGGCACUUGAGGAACAUAGCACAGAGGAGAUGGAAGGAUCAAAAAAAGAAGAAGAAACUUCGGGAGAAUCUACUGAAGAGAACAUGGAUGCCGAGGAUCAAGCUGGAGACUGAGAUGGACAAACAUAUAGCUGUGAAAAGUGGAGAGUGCAGUGGAGGAAGGAAGAACACUGGCCAAAUGCAGAGACUUGUACUUUAUAGAGUUGGACCUGGAUUUAUGCUCUAAGCCCUCGUGUAUCAACAGUGUUGCCACUACCACAGCUGUUAACAAGCCUUGCAUGGUUGACCAUCUAACAGUGGCCUAGGAAUACUCCAGUAUUUUCAGAGUAUGAGCAGAAAACAAAGUGUGUAUUAAAUUUCGGGAGGAUAUAAACCUUUCCUUAUCGUUUUUUCUUCUCUUGAUCAUGACACCAGUGUACCUGAACCUCUAUCUGUUUCUGAUAUUGUUGUGUAGCUUACAAAUGUAGUCUUUAAACUGUUAAUAGAAUGCAAUGACAUCAGAGUGGUGCAGAUACUAUUAAGGCGAAUGAUGUUACUAGCAGCUCUUACUAAACCUCAAUUGCUAUGCAAAGUAUGUAAUGUGACUUUUUAGCCUCUUUAGGAGACUAAGCAUUUUUAACUAUGCAAGCAAUCCUUCAGGAAUCCUUUUAACCUUGUUCCACCUGAUGAUAAUUUGCUGUAUAAGACUGACUGUAGAACUUUAUAUUUUAAAGCUUUUUUUGGAUUUGGCUUUA
Messenger RNA from Ictalurus punctatus (channel catfish), 1874 nucleotides. RefSeq lists its product as uncharacterized. The record is from RefSeq and is a predicted model, not a curated record. Lineage: Eukaryota; Metazoa; Chordata; Actinopteri; Siluriformes; Ictaluridae. The transcript is spliced from 8 exons. The coding region runs from base 406 to 1254 and encodes 282 amino acids.